Molecule: messenger RNA, 1574 nt
Organism: Megalops cyprinoides (Indo-Pacific tarpon)
Lineage: Eukaryota; Metazoa; Chordata; Actinopteri; Elopiformes; Megalopidae
Gene: lman1
Product: lectin, mannose-binding, 1
Exons: 13
Coding region: 16-1533 (505 amino acids)
Biological process (GO): endoplasmic reticulum to Golgi vesicle-mediated transport; endoplasmic reticulum organization; Golgi organization
Cellular component (GO): endoplasmic reticulum membrane; Golgi membrane; COPII-coated ER to Golgi transport vesicle
Molecular function (GO): D-mannose binding
Source: RefSeq, a predicted model, not a curated record
CAGAGAAACUGAAAGAUGGCGGUGUCCAUAGAUGAACUGAGAGCAGCUGCCUGUUUAGUAAUAUUAACUUUGCUAUGUAAUCCGACAAAUGGCGACGUUGCAGGAGGCGCUGCGGGAGCUACAGACGCGCCUCACCGCCGCUUUGAAUACAAGUAUAGUUUCAAAGGACCGCAUCUGUCUCAAAGCGACGGCAGUAUUCCUUUCUGGGUGCAUACUGGAAAUGCCAUCCCUAGCGCUGACCAGAUCCGCAUCACGCCCUCCCUGAGGAGCCAGAAGGGCUCGGUGUGGACGAAGAACACCGUGAGCUUCGAGAACUGGGAAGCCGAGGUGACGUUCCGCAUCUCCGGCCGUGGCCGAAUGGGAGCGGACGGACUGGCCGUCUGGUUCACAGCAGGACAGGGCCUGGAAGGACCCGUCUACGGCGCGGCCGAUUCUUGGAACGGAGUUGGAAUAUUUUUUGACUCUUUUGACAAUGAUGGAAAGAAAAAUAAUCCUGCCAUUCUGAUUGUUGGAAACAAUGGAAAACUUAUUUAUGACCAUCAGAAUGAUGGUUCAACUCAAGCCCUGGGAACAUGUCUAAGGGACUUCCGAAACAAACCCUACCCAAUCCGAGCCAAAAUUACAUACUACAAGAAGUCACUGACGGUUAUGAUCAAUAAUGGCUUCACCCCAGAUAAGGAUGACUAUGAGUUCUGCGCAAAAGUGGACAACAUGAUCAUUCCUCAUGAAGGCUACUUUGGCAUCUCUGCUGCCACAGGAGGCCUUGCAGAUGACCAUGAUGUGCUGUCAUUCUUGCUGUUCAGACUAACAGAGCCUGGACAACAGCUGCCACCACCUGAGGCUGAAAUUCCUAAAGAGGAGAAGGACAAGUAUCAGGAAGAAUUUGAGAACUUCCAGCAGGAGCUGGACAAGAAGAAGGAGGCGUUUCAGAAAGAACAUCCUGAUGUCCAGGGAGAGCCGGUAGAGGACGUUUAUGAGAGUGUGAACGACCGGGAGAUCCGGCAGGUGUUUGAGGGUCAGAACCGGAUCCACCUCGAGAUCAAGCAGCUCAACCGGCAGCUGGCCAUGAUCCUGGACGAACAGCGCCGCUACGUCUCCGUGGUGACGGACGAGAUUGCGAGGCGGGGAGCCGCCGCUGAGCCCGGACAGGUUCCCAGUCAACAUCUGGACACAAUAAUCACUACCCAACAGGAGGUGCUGAAGAAUCUGAAUGAUCUGAGAAACUCAUUCUCUGACACACUGAGACAAGUGGCCUCCGUCCAGCACCAGGGCAAUGCGGCUGGGGCCUAUGAGACUGUCCAGCACUUCAAUGACAUCAAGGAGCACCUGCACGUGGUCAAGAGGAGCGUCGAACACCUGGUCCAGCGCAACGGGGGCCCAAGUGAAAAGGUGAAGUGCCCUGAGCUGCCUCCAGUGCCUUCCUGUCUUUCCACCACACACUUCCUGAUCUUCGUGGUUGUACAGUCAGUCCUGUUCUUUGGCUACAUCAUGUACAGAAGUCAACAAGAAGCAGCAGCCAAGAAGUUCUUUUGAUGAAAAGUGUUUCUCUUUGGAAAGUUAUAAAAAUAUGUAAA